AUGGGCGCCGCGUGCGUUCACCAAGCGCCGGAGCCGGAGAAGGACGAUGCCUUGGCUUUGACAGAGGAGCCUGGGAGCGACGUGGCAGAUUUGACCCCCCUUAGCGGCGAGUCUGAGGAGACUUCACAAGAGCUCUCGGCAUCGCCAAGCGUGUCGAAGCCAAACCACGCCUUCGGCGAUGCCGACAAUGUUUUGGGCCUGAUCAAGAAUAGGAAGGGCAGCGAAAAGGAGAUGGACAUCCCAGAGAUCUUACGGGACAUUGCACGAACCCUGAAGGCGGAGGACAUGUCCACAGCAAAGGACAUCUCUAAACCGACAGCGAAGGUGCUUUACAAGGCCAAGACCAAGCCGGCGCGGGACUGCGUGGAGAUCUCUCUCCGGAGCGAGGAGCAAGUUCCCUACAUUCCGCUUCUGGAGAUGAAGGAGGAACGGAUCCAGUCUGGCAUCAUCCCCACCAUCUGGGCGGUGCCGCACUGGCCGCUCUGGUUCCCUUUCUGCGAGUCCAAUACCGAAGUCAAGCGCUUUUCCCCGAGCUGCUGGAUCAUGCACGUCAAGCUCAAGGUUCUGUUCUUUUGCGUGGACUUCUUGCUCUUUGCGAGUGUCGACGACCUCCUGGAAUCCGAGGGGCGAAUCACGGUCAGCAUGCGGUCGCCGCCCCCCGGUUCCGAGGGCGAGCAGUGGAUGGGCGUCACUGUGCCGCCGAGACUGGGUGCCCUUCCGCGAGUUUGCCUGCACAACGCGUUUCUGGACUGCAAGCCAACCGGCCACGGCAAGUUCGACGUGAAUCUACGUCUGGAGCUGGAAGACCCCGCGGGGGCUCCUCAAUGGGUCAAGACCUUCGUGUUCCAGCAGAUGGCGAUCAGGAUUCUGCCCGAUCUUUGCAAGUUCCAGGGCAAGAUCCCAGGCUCGGCGCUGGAUCACUUCCUCAACAACAAGAACUGCAGCCCGGAGGUGGCUGCAGGAGUGCAAUACAUCAAAGACCUGGGCGCCUCCCUGGAUGCGUACAACGCACCGGCGGAGGCUCGGCGGCUUCCCGAUCCGAAGGAUGCGAAGUGCAGCCUCUGA
Effrenium voratum is the source of this 1065-nucleotide messenger RNA. The record is from the annotation of a GenBank genome assembly. Lineage: Eukaryota; Dinophyceae; Suessiales; Symbiodiniaceae.